AGCAGCGUUGGCACCGGCGAACCAUGGCUGGGAUUUUCUAUUUCGUCCUCUUUUCGUUUCUCUUUGGGAUUUGCGACGCUGUCACCGGUUCCAGGGUGUACCCCGCGAAUGAAGUUACCUUAUUGGAUUCCAGAUCCGUUCAGGGGGAACUUGGAUGGAUAGCAAGCCCUCUGGAAGGAGGGUGGGAGGAAGUGAGUAUUAUGGAUGAAAAAAAUACGCCCAUCCGAACCUACCAAGUGUGCAAUGUGAUGGAACCCAGCCAGAAUAACUGGCUCCGAACUGAUUGGAUCACCCGAGAAGGGGCUCAGAGGGUGUACAUUGAGAUCAAGUUCACCCUGAGGGACUGCAAUAGUCUUCCAGGCGUCAUGGGGACUUGCAAGGAGACAUUUAACCUAUACUACUACGAAUCAGACAACGACAAAGAGCGUUUUAUUCGAGAGAGCCAGUUUGCCAAGAUUGACACCAUUGCCGCUGACGAGAGCUUCACCCAAGUAGACAUUGGUGACCGAAUCAUGAAGUUGAACACCGAGAUCCGAGAUGUAGGGCCAUUGAGCAAAAAGGGAUUUUAUCUGGCUUUCCAGGAUGUGGGUGCCUGCAUUGCCCUGGUGUCGGUCCGUGUGUUCUAUAAGAAGUGUCCGCUCACAGUUCGCAAUCUGGCCCAGUUUCCAGACACCAUCACAGGGGCUGACACAUCUUCUCUGGUGGAAGUCCGAGGCUCCUGCGUCAACAACUCAGAAGAGAAGGAUGUGCCAAAAAUGUAUUGUGGGGCAGAUGGUGAGUGGCUGGUACCCAUUGGCAACUGCCUGUGCAAUGCUGGGCAUGAAGAGCGGAAUGGAGAAUGCCAAGCCUGCAAAAUUGGAUAUUACAAAGCCCUCUCCACAGAUGCCACCUGUGCCAAGUGCCCACCCCACAGCUACUCCGUCUGGGAAGGAGCCACGUCGUGCACCUGUGACCGAGGCUUUUUCAGAGCUGACAACGAUGCUGCCUCAAUGCCCUGCACCCGCCCCCCGUCUGCUCCCCUAAACUUGAUUUCAAAUGUCAAUGAGACUUCGGUGAACUUGGAAUGGAGCAGUCCUCAGAACACAGGAGGUCGCCAGGACAUCUCCUACAAUGUGGUGUGCAAGAAAUGUGGAGCUGGUGAUUCCAGCAAGUGCCGGCCCUGUGGAAGCGGGGUCCACUAUACCCCGCAGCAGAAUGGCCUGAAGACCACCAAAGUCUCCAUCACUGACCUCCUGGCUCAUACCAAUUACACAUUUGAAAUAUGGGCGGUGAAUGGAGUGUCCAAGUAUAACCCUAGCCCUGACCAGUCAGUGUCCGUCACCGUGACAACCAACCAAGCAGCACCAUCAUCCAUUGCUUUGGUCCAAGCUAAAGAAGUUACCAGAUACAGUGUUGCUCUGGCUUGGCUGGAACCAGAUCGGCCCAACGGGGUCAUCUUGGAGUAUGAAGUCAAGUAUUAUGAGAAGGAUCAGAAUGACCGAAGCUAUCGGAUUGUCCGGACAGCUGCUAGGAACACGGAUAUCAAAGGUCUGAAUCCUUUGACUUCCUAUGUUUUCCACGUUCGAGCCAGAACAGCAGCUGGCUAUGGAGACUUCAGUGAGCCCCUGGAGGUCACAACGAACACAGUGCCUUCCCGGAUCAUUGGAGAUGGGGCCAACUCCACAGUCCUCCUCGUCUCGGUCUCUGGCAGUGUGGUGCUGGUGGUCAUUCUCAUCGCAGCUUUUGUCAUCAGCAGGAGACGGAGUAAAUACAGUAAAGCCAAGCAAGAAGCAGAUGAAGAAAAACAUUUGAAUCAAGGUGUUAGAACUUAUGUGGAUCCCUUUACAUAUGAAGAUCCCAACCAAGCAGUUCGAGAAUUUGCCAAAGAAAUUGACGCAUCCUGCAUUAAGAUUGAAAAGGUCAUAGGAGUUGGUGAAUUUGGUGAAGUUUGCAGUGGGCGUCUCAAAGUGCCUGGCAAGCGAGAGAUCUGUGUGGCCAUUAAGACGCUGAAAGCUGGUUAUACAGACAAACAGAGGAGAGACUUCCUGAGUGAGGCCAGCAUCAUGGGACAGUUUGACCACCCGAAUAUAAUUCACUUGGAAGGCGUCGUCACCAAAUGUAAACCAGUGAUGAUCAUAACAGAGUACAUGGAGAAUGGCUCCUUGGAUGCAUUCCUCAGGAAGAAUGACGGCAGAUUUACAGUCAUUCAGCUGGUGGGCAUGCUUCGUGGCAUUGGGUCUGGGAUGAAAUAUUUAUCUGAUAUGAGCUAUGUGCAUCGAGAUCUGGCUGCACGGAACAUUCUGGUAAAUAGCAACUUGGUCUGCAAAGUGUCUGAUUUUGGCAUGUCCCGAGUGCUUGAGGAUGAUCCGGAAGCAGCUUACACCACAAGGGGUGGCAAGAUUCCUAUCCGGUGGACUGCACCAGAAGCAAUUGCCUAUCGUAAAUUCACAUCAGCAAGUGAUGUAUGGAGCUACGGAAUCGUCAUGUGGGAAGUGAUGUCGUAUGGAGAGAGACCCUAUUGGGAUAUGUCCAAUCAAGACGUGAUUAAAGCCAUUGAGGAAGGCUAUCGGCUCCCCCCUCCAAUGGACUGCCCCAUUGCACUCCACCAGCUGAUGCUAGACUGCUGGCAGAAGGAGAGGAGUGACAGGCCUAAAUUUGGGCAGAUUGUCAACAUGUUGGACAAACUCAUUCGCAACCCCAGUAGCUUGAAGAGGACGGGGACCGAAAGCUCCAGACCUAACACUGCCUUGUUGGAUCCAAGCUCCCCUGAAUUCUCAGCUGUGGUAUCAGUGGGUGAUUGGCUCCAGGCCAUUAAAAUGGACCGGUAUAAGGAUAAUUUCACGGCUGCUGGUUAUACCACACUAGAGGCUGUAGUGCACAUGAACCAGGAUGACCUGGCACGAAUCGGUAUCACAGCUGUCACACACCAGAAUAAGAUUUUGAGCAGCGUCCAGGCGAUGAGAACCCAAAUGCAGCAGAUACACGGCAGAAUGGUUCCUGUCUGAGCCAGUACUGAAUAAACUCAAAACUCUUGAAAUUAGUUUACCUCAUCCAUGCACUUUAAUUGAAGAACUGCACUUUUUUUACUUCGUCUUCGCCCUCUGAUAUUAAAAAAAAGAAAAAAUCUAUCUGCAGUGUUGCUUGGUGUACAGACUGCUGGAAACUGGGGCUUACAGAAAUGACCACCAUCAUUUGAAUUCGACCUGGAACAAAUUGUUUCUCGGAACCACUUCGUCCAUCACCAGUUUGUAAAAUACAUGGACCUGUACAAAUAGGACACCGCCUCUGAGUUUUAAUGCCGUGUUUGCUGCCAGACACUGAGCUUCUCUGAGACAUCUGAUCCUCUCUCCAUUGGGAAUUACAGCCGUAGUAUUUUGUUUGUGGCAUAAAUUACAGUCCCCCUUCUUUCACUGGAAUGAAGGCCAUGCCCAGGAACAUUUUUGAAGGACUCACUUGUAGCUUUUAAGGCUUGAUUCACAUGAAGGGGAGAAACCUAGGUGGAAACCACAUGGCUCAUCAGUGUUGCUCCUUCAAUGCUCAGGCCACUGGGUGGCUUGUGAUGACAUGAGGGGAUGAAAAGUAAAGGAAAGUGGAUUUAAAAAUAAAAAAUAAUAACAAUAAAACCCAAGCACCAUACAUAUACCCUAACUGGACAAACAAGGUCUGUUUCUUUGGGCCCGAGGCUGUGCCAUAUAAAGUCUUGUUUUGGGGACUCUACAAACUUACCGUAACUACCUUACGGAUAGUGGACUGGGACAAUCUUGAAUAGGGAACUUUGACACUUCCCUUCUUUAAAGAAGCAAACCCAAAUCUCCAAGGGAGUAGAUUCUGCUAUCUUGGCCUCACAGCCCUUCCUGUUGAUAACAAAGCCCAUAGAAGAAAACAGAACACACCCUCCUUGGUUCCUUCUACAUGUGUUUCUUCUGCUUCUACUGUGCCAGUUCUGGAGCAAAGACACAGAUGAAACAGACCCAACACCUGCAAAGAAUACGUGCAUGACUUUCAAAUCUCCUUUCCAGUGAAAGAAAUGGCAAACAUUCAAGCUUCGGCGUCUGUUCUCCGGUUGCACUGAGGAACAUACUGUCUCAUAGCACCAGCUCUGCAGAACCCCUGUUCCCAAACUCCUUGUGGUUUUAUUUAUAUGUAUUUCCAUAUCUCAUUGCUGUAUGUCACUGCUGCAUUGGUGUGGCAGCAAGUGACCAAAGGCUACAGGUUUUACUACGGACACCAGGUCAGGUGCCACCAUGCUAAACAAAGCCAGUUCCUAUGAGCUGCCUAUGAUAUGCAUUGCUGAAGUAACAUUUUACCCAGGGUGUGCCAUUGCAGUGAUAUAAAUAUAUUUUUUUCUUAGACUAAAUAUGAGCUGACUAUCUGUUUUGAUGUGUGUACAUAGGUGUGAGUGUGUGUGUAUGCGCAUGUGUGCGUGCGUGUGUAACCUCAUGCUUAGAACUGCCUGUGAGUGUUGUGGAAUGCUACACCUGGAGACUUCUGGUUUUCCACCAGUUCUGAGAUGAAGAGCCACACGAGAUAGUGGGCCUGGAGACCAUGUCCAUCCCCUUAGACAGACAACCCAGAAAUGUUAAAUGUCCUGUAUUUAUAUUGUAUUUUGUAGCUGCCACACUAACCUUAAUAAGUAAUGAUACAGCUUUGGGCAGAAGUGUUUUCACCUUAGCGGUGGAGUAAUCUUAGAAUAUAAACCCAUG
Messenger RNA from Pteronotus mesoamericanus, 4682 nucleotides. RefSeq names its product EPH receptor A4 (gene EPHA4). Gene Ontology annotation, biological process: ephrin receptor signaling pathway; protein phosphorylation; axon guidance. The record is from RefSeq and is a predicted model, not a curated record. Lineage: Eukaryota; Metazoa; Chordata; Mammalia; Chiroptera; Mormoopidae. Bases 24 to 2984 code for a protein of 986 amino acids. The transcript has 18 exons. Gene Ontology annotation, molecular function: transmembrane-ephrin receptor activity; protein binding; ATP binding. Gene Ontology annotation, cellular component: dendrite; plasma membrane.